AUGAGUACUAAAGAUUAUCCAAAUAUUAAGAUCGCUGUUAGGGUUGAAUCUAAUUGUUAUUCUAGAUCUUUUUAUCAUUUUAAUUUUUUAACGUUGGAUAAAAAGGAUUAUGUUGCAGAAGGAUUUGGAGUUGUUGCUCCUCAAAAUUAUUUUGAAAGUAACUUUUUUAAGUUAUUAAAUUUGAUUGACAAUACUGUUAAAAAAAGUCAAGAUGAAAACGAAACCCUUAAAAAUAAAAAUAAAGAACUACAAAACAUCGACGAAAAAUGUAAAAGACUGACCAAAGAAAACGAAAAACUC
Racocetra fulgida is the source of this 300-nucleotide messenger RNA. NCBI's taxonomy places the organism in Eukaryota, Fungi, Glomeromycota, Glomeromycetes, Diversisporales, Gigasporaceae. The record is from the annotation of a GenBank genome assembly.